This is a messenger RNA of Erythranthe guttata (spotted monkey flower), 4640 nucleotides long. Lineage: Eukaryota; Viridiplantae; Streptophyta; Magnoliopsida; Lamiales; Phrymaceae. The record is from RefSeq and is a predicted model, not a curated record.
UUAGCAAAUCUUGACCAUCAAGUUGAUGACCGAGUUAUAACAAUAGACAAAAAAAAUAUAUAAUUAUAUAUGCUCUAUAUAUAAUUUUCAAACAACAAGAUCUAGCAUCAAUAUUCAACACAAUCAAGAAAGAGGUUUAAUUUGGUGUUUGUCACAAAAUGGGGUUGAAGCACUUUCUCACCCUCAUUUGCUUACUCAAUCUCCAUUUCUUACACACAUUUGCAGAUGAUACAACUAAUUCAAGCACCUUGGAGACAUAUAUAGUCCAUGUCGAUGUAAACCUCGGGCUUUUUGCUCGAUUCGAAGAGUUGGAGAGUUGGUACACUUCGUUCUUGCGAACAUCAAACUCAAACGGCCGAGGAAGAAUCGUCUACUCCUUCCGCAAGGUGUUCAGAGGCUUCGCUGCUCGAUUAUCGGCUGACGAAGUCAAAGCCAUGGAGAGCAACCCGGGCUUCAUCUCGGCCCGGCCCGAGAAAAAAUUCGACGUGCACACAACCCAUUCCCCAAACUUCUUGGGCUUGAACCAAAACAUGGGCUUUUGGGAAGGCUCAAACUAUGGUAAAGGUGUGAUCAUAGGUGUCUUGGAUUACGGAAUUUUUCCAAGCCACCCUUCAUUUAGCGACGAGGGGAUGCCGCCCCCUCCCGCCAAGUGGAAGGGGAAGUGCCAGUUCAAUCAAACAACGUGCAAUAACAAGAUCAUCGGCGCUAGGUACUUCAACUCUUUAGACGAUAGCCCGUUGGACAACAACGGCCACGGGACCCACACGGCGAGCACUGCAGCCGGAAGCUUUGUGGCAGGUGCCAAUUUGUUCGGCAACGCCAACGGCACGGCCACCGGCAUCGCCCCUAUGGCCCACCUAGCCAUCUACAAAGUGUGCUCCGACUCUUGUCACGAAAGCGACAUACUUGCUGCAAUGGAUACUGCUAUCGAAGAUGGAGUUGAUAUACUUUCCAUCUCUCUAGGAGGAUUAAAUAUUAACUUUUACGACGACGGCAUUGCGUUAGGCGCGUUUAGCGCCAUGGAGAAUGGCAUAUUAGUCAGUUGCUCGGCGGGGAACAGUGGUCCGUUCAACAUAUCAUUGGAGAACGAAGCCCCGUGGAUCCUAACAGUUGGUGCUAGUACUAUCGACAGAAAGAUAAGGGCGACGGCCUUGCUUGGAAACAACGAAACUUUCGACGGUGAAUCGACUUUUCAGCCGUUGGAUUUUCCAUCGACGUUGUUGCCUCUCGUCUACGCCGGAUCGCUCAACACGAGCGAUCCAAAUAUACAGUAUUGUACUGCGACAUCGUUGAACAAAACCGACCUCCGAGGAAUGAUAGUUGUUUGCGAAAUUGGCGUGGUGGGAAGACUUUCGAAAGGAAUAGCAGUGAAAAAUGCCGGUGGAGCCGCCAUGAUUCUAGUGAAUUCUCUGUAUUCGGCAAAUACGACUGCAGCGCAAGCCCACGUUCUUCCAGCAACACACGUCAGCUAUGCCGACGGUUUGAAGAUUAAGACUUACAUAAACUCAACCACCACACCAAUGGCCACAAUACUAUUCAAAGGCACUAUAAUCGGCGACGACCGGGCCCCUGUGGUAGCAAGCUUUUCGUCCCGAGGGCCGAAUUACAUUAGCCCUGGUAUCCUAAAGCCCGACAUUUUAGGGCCCGGAGUAAACAUUCUUGCGGCAUGGCCGGUCUCGGUCGAGAACAAUGCCAACACGAAUUCCACAUUCAACAUUAUCUCCGGCACAUCCAUGUCGUGCCCCCACCUGAGCGGCGUGGCGGCCCUAAUCAAGAGCGGGCACCCCGAUUGGUCGCCGGCGGCCAUAAAGUCGGCUAUCAUGACCACUGCCGAUGUCGUGAACCUAGCCCUAAAUCCAAUCGAGGACGAGCGGUACGUUCCGGCGAACAUAUUCGCCACCGGAUCGGGACAUGUGAACCCAUCUAGAGCCAAUGAUCCGGGCCUUAUUUACGACAUCCAUCCAGAAGAUUACUUCCCUUACCUGUGCGGAUUGAACUACACGAACCGACAGGUCGGCAUUAUUCUGCAAAAGAUAGUGGAUUGCUCGGUGGAAGCGAGAAUACCAGAGGCGCAACUCAACUAUCCAUCGUUCGCCAUCACUUUCGGACGCUCGCAGCCGAUUACUCAGACUUACACGAGGACCGUCACGAAUGUCGGCGAGCCUGUUUCGUCGUACGUUGUCGAGAUUGUCCCGCCACCUGGGAUUGGCGUUCUCGUCGAGCCCACUACCCUCGAAUUCACCGAGGCGAACCCGAUACUGCAGUAUCAAGUGACGUUCACCAGACUGGACUCGACCACCAACAAUGCAGGUUAUAUUCAAGGUUACCUGAAAUGGAAUUCCGGCGCCAAGUACUCCGUUAGGACUCCGAUUGCCGUUAUAUUGCAAAGAGGUUUAAUUUGUCUCAAAAUGGGGUUGAAGCACUUUCUCACCCUCAUUUGCAUACUCAAUCUCCAUCUCUUACACACAUUUGCAGAUGAUAGCACCAACACAAGCACCUUAGAGACAUAUAUAAUCCAUGUCGAUGUAAACCUCGGGUUUUUCGCUCGAUUCAAAGAUCUGGAGAGCUGGUACACCUCAUUCUUGCCAACAUCAAUCUCAAACGGCAGAAGAAGAAUCGUCUACUCAUACCGUAACGUAUUCAAAGGCUUCGCCGCAAGAUUAUCGGCUGACGAAGUCAAAGCCAUGGAGAGCAACCCGGGCUUCAUCUCGGCCGAGCCCGAAAGGAAAUUGGACAUGCACACAACACAUUCCCCAAACUUCUUGGGCUUGAACCAAAACAUGGGCUUUUGGCAAGACUCAAACUAUGGUAAAGGUGUGAUCAUAGGGGUCUUGGACUCGGGGAUUUUUCCAAGCCACCCCUCGUUCAGCGACGAGGGGAUGCCGCCCCCUCCCGCCAAGUGGAAGGGGAAGUGCGAGUUCAAUCCAACUGUGUGCAAUAACAAGAUUAUCGGCGCUAGGUACUUCACCUUAUUCGAUGAUAGCCCGUUGGACGACGGCGGCCACGGGACCCACACGGCGAGCACCGCCGCUGGAAGCUUUGUGGCGGGCGCUAACGUGUUCGGCAACGCCAACGGCACGGCCUCCGGCAUCGCCCCUUUGGCCCACCUAGCCAUCUACAAAGUGUGCUCCUUCAUUUGUUUUGAAAGCAGCAUACUUGCCGCGAUGGAUGCUGCUAUCGAAGAUGGAGUGGAUAUACUUUCCCUCUCUCUCGGAGGGGGUUCACGCAGUUUCUACCUUGAUAGCAUUGCGUUAGGCGCAUUUAGCGCCAUGGAGAAGGGCAUAUUAGUCAGUUGUUCGGCGGGGAACAGUGGCCCGUUCAACUUCUCAACGUCGAACGAAGCUCCGUGGAUCCUUACAGUCGGCGCUAGUACUAUUGACAGAAAGAUCAGGGCGACAGCCUUGCUCGGAAACAACAUAAGUGUUGAUGGUGAAACGCUUUUUCAGCCAUCGGAUUUUCCAUCGACGUUGUUGCCUCUCGUUUAUGCUGGCUCCCUUAACACUAGCGAUCCAGGUAUUCAAUAUUGUACCCCUGAAUCGUUGACCAAAAUCAAUCUUCGAGGGAUGAUAGUAGUUUGCGAAUCGGGCUUGGUGACGGAUGUUUCAAAAGGAGUAGCGGUCAAGAUUGCCGGUGGGGCCGCCAUUAUUCUGGUGAAUCAUCGGCUUGACGCAAACAUGACCUUCUCAGACGCCCACGUUCUUCCGGCUACAGACGUCGGGUACGCCGACGGAUUAAAGAUCAAGACCUACAUAAACUCAACCACCACACCAAUGGCCACAAUAUUGUUCAAGGGCACCAUAAUCGGCGACGAUCGGGCCCCCAUAGUUGCGGCGUUUUCUUCGAGGGGGCCCAACAGUGCAAGCCCUGGCAUCCUAAAGCCCGACAUUAUAGGUCCUGGAGUUAACAUUCUUGCAGCUUGGCCAGUCUCGGUCGAGAACAACACCAACACAAACGCCUCAUUCAAUAUCAUUUCCGGCACCUCAAUGUCGUGCCCGCAUUUGAGUGGUGUGGCGGCGUUACUCAAAAGCUCGCACCCUGAUUGGUCGCCCGCGGCUAUAAAAUCCGCGAUCAUGACCACGGCCGACGUUGUGAACCUAGCCCAAAAUCCGAUCGAGGACGAGAGGUUCAUUCCAGCAUCCCUAUUCGCCACAGGUUCGGGCCAUGUGAACCCAUCUCGGGCCAACGAUCCGGGCCUCAUUUACGACCUCAAAUCAGAAGAUUACUUCCCUUACCUGUGCGGAUUGAACUACACGAACCUACAGGUCAGCAUUAUUGUGCAAAAGAUAGUGGAUUGCUCGGUGGAAGCGAGAAUACCAGAGGCGCAACUCAACUAUCCGUCGUUCGCCAUCACUUUCGGUCGCUCGGAGCAGAUUACUCAGACGUACACGAGGACCGUCACGAAUGUCGGCGAGCAUGUUUUGUCGUACGUGGUCGAGAUUGUCCCGCCACCUGGGAUUAGUGUUGUCGUCGAGCCCACUACCCUCGACUUCACCGAGGCGAACCCCAUACUGCAGUAUCAAGUGACGUUCACCAGACUGGACUCGACCACCAACAAUGCAGGUUACAUUCAAGGUUACCUGAAAUGGAAUUCCGGCGCCAAGUACUCUGUUAGGACUCCGAUUGCCGUUAUAUUGCAAUGA